This is a messenger RNA of Syzygium oleosum, 915 nucleotides long. RefSeq names its product ethylene-responsive transcription factor ERF087. Lineage: Eukaryota; Viridiplantae; Streptophyta; Magnoliopsida; Myrtales; Myrtaceae. The transcript has a single exon. The record is from RefSeq and is a predicted model, not a curated record. Gene Ontology annotation, biological process: regulation of DNA-templated transcription. Bases 13 to 915 code for a protein of 300 amino acids. Gene Ontology annotation, molecular function: DNA binding; DNA-binding transcription factor activity.
AGUUCACUCAUCAUGGAUCACUUGAACUUCACCAACUCGUCAUCACCGGUCAACUCACCAUCACCUUCAAAGCCCAAAAGAAAGCAUCAGCAGCAGCAACCGUCGCCCCCCCUCCAAACCCACCAAGACGACGGGGCGGCCCCAGCGAGAUUCCUUGGGGUGAGGCGGCGGCCAUGGGGCCGGUACGCGGCUGAGAUACGGGACCCCACCACCAAGGAGCGGCACUGGCUCGGGACCUUCGACACGGCCGAGGAGGCCGCCCUCGCCUACGACCGGGCCGCCCGGUCCAUGCGGGGCGCUAAGGCUCGGACUAACUUCGUCUACUCCGACAUGCCCCCGGGCUCCUCGGUCACCUCCCUCGUCUCCCCCGAUGAGGCCCACAGCGACAUCGCCGCGCUCUUCAUCUCUCAGCAUCAUCAUCAACAACAAGAACAACAUCAUCAAAAUAACAAGAACAACAACAACCCCACUCAUCAGCUCUUUUACUCGCCGGGCUCCAUGAGCGCCUGCAACGUGGACUUCACGUCCGGGCUGCCAGCCCAAAACGGGUGGGCCGACGGGUCCCUCGGCGGUGGUCCCUACGAUCCGGUGACGGGCAUUGCCGACUUCGGGCACGCGGCCCGCCCGCAGUCCUACGACGAGACCGAGCUCCCGCCAUUUCCGCCCGACAUGUCCAGCUGCUACGGGUCGGGCUUGGAUAUGGGCCACGGCGGUUGGGCCGAUAUGGGCUAUUUGGGGCUGCAAGAGCAGGGCCUGAGCAGCAACGUGCCUGGGCCGUCAAACGGGCCGUACAUGGGCUUUGACCCGAACGAGUUCGUGGAGCAACCAGGCCCACUCUUCGGGAGGAUGCCGCAGGUCUCGGAUAAGGGCGUGGACGGGUUCGAUUUGGGCUCGUCAUCUGCGUACUAUUUUUAG